GUGCAUGCAAUGUUGAACCCGCAGAGACACCGCUUGAUCAUCCUCCCCUCUCUCUCCCCUGCCUCCUCCGUAUGUUUCUCGCGAACCACGCAUAGUCCCCGUCAAACCUCGCAGCGGUACCUACACCGCACCACGCCGACCGGCACAAUCGAGUCAGUCGCAGUUCUCGGUUCAUCCUGCACCCCCCUGCAUGAGCACCCAGUGAGAAGCGGGGACUGACUUUUUUUUUUCCUCUAUUUCUUCCUCUCUCUCUAGGCGGAGGAAUUACCGGUCUAUCUGCUGCCUGGUACCUCUCCAAGCUUGCUCCCUCCAUCCCCGUUACAUUGUACGAGAAGCUCGAUAGACUCGGGGGAUGGCUCAACACCAAGCGAAUCGAAUCCGAGGAUGGAACUAUCCAGUUUGAACAGGGUCCUCGGACGAUUCGUCCUUGGACGGUUUCCGGCUUGGUUACAAUAGAUAUGGUACGCUCGAUCGAUGCCCCGCAAUUGUUCUUCAAAUGAAUAAAACCCCGGCGUCUGUACUAGCGGCUUACCGUAAAGUAGAUCCGGCAGUUGGAUUUGGAGAAGGAGCUGAUACUCAUCUCGAAAAAUACCCCUGCUGCUAAAAAUAGAUUCAUCUACUUUCCCGAUCGUCUAAACCAGCUUCCGAGCAGCCUGCUCUCCCUGCUGCUGGCCCCACACCUGCCGGUUAUGAAAGGUGUCUUUGCCGGGAUCCUUGCUGAGCCCUUCAGAAAGCGCCGACCAGCGGAUGUGACGGACGAAUCGGUGGGCAGCUUCAUUAGCAGACGUUUCAACAAAGCCCUAGCAAACAACCUCGUGUCGGCGGGGCUGCACGGAAUAUAUGCGGGUGACAUAGAUCAGCUCAGCGCAAAGUCGCUGUUCCCAAGGUUUUGGAUGGCCGAGGAGCACCAAGGAAGCUUGGUGAAGAGUGCCCUUAGUAACAAGACAAUAGAAACCGAGGACGACCAGGCCACCCGAGCAGAAUUGUAUGACGAUAAUGUCGGCAUUUGCAUGCGGAUGAAAGAGACGAGCGUGUACUCGUUUAAGAAUGGGAUCGAAACACUCAGUGUAGCCUUAGCGAGAGACCUAGAGAAAAGCCCCAACGUCACAAUAAAGCUUGGGACGAGAUUGGGUAAGAUCGAUUAUAUCAAAGCUCAGGGAUUGCCAAUCAAUGUAAGUCCUAUGGUUUCCCCAAGGCAUUCAUAUUUCCUUACGCCAACCCUUUCGAUAGAUCACUGAAGGGUCAAAAAAUCCUGUCAGCUAUUCCCAUGUAAUAUCGACCCUAUUCGCUCCAUCACUCAAUUCCCUCCUCCCAGCACCUCUGCAAUCCCCUUCCUUAGCAUCCAUUCAAGCCGUCACGGUUCUAGUGGUAAACCUUUACUACCGAACACCAAACCUCCUUCCAGUCCAAGGCUUCGGCUACCUAAUCCCCAAAUCCAUCCCGGGCUCCGAGAAUCCCGAAAAAGCACUCGGAGUGAUCUUCGACUCUGAAACCACCCCAUCCCCUGGCACCAAAGUGACAGUGAUGAUGGGUGGGCACUACUGGCAAGGCCGUGCCUCCUACCCAGACAAGCACGAAGCCGUCAAGAUGGCAAGAACAGUGUUGCAACGGCACUUGAGAAUUGCAGAAACACCGGUACUCACCAAUGCCACCUUGCAGAGGGAUUGUAUCCCACAGUACACGGUCGGCCACGACGAGCGGAUGGAGACGGCGCAUGAGGACCUGCUGAUGGGAUUUAAUGGACGGCUGAGCGUGGCCGGGAAUAGCUACAUGGGGGUUGGAUUAAACGAUUGUGUUAGGAGCGCGAGGGAUGUGGUUAAGGGCUUGCUCAGCGGCAGGGGCCUAACUGGGCUGGAGGGGUUUAAGGGUAAGCAGUGGGUCCUCUAGAGGAAACGACACGAUACCAGUUCCUGUCACACACAUCUACACACACACACACACACACACACUCUCUCUCUCUCUCUCUCUCUGGCCUCUAAACGUGUGAACACGAGAUUGUCCACGAUAGCUGAAUCUCCCCUUCUGCCGCACAUCCCCCCCUCGGACACAGCCAAAAGUACGGUAUGGCAAACACUGCGGUUCUACGGCGUAAUCCUACACGAUGGCCCAAGCACACGAAACACACGGUCGACCCAAAAAUCCAGAGUAACGGCGAUAGCAAACAAAGGAAUGUAAAGCAUCAUCACCAUCAACAAUAAUAAUCAAGUGCCCGACUCCGAGUUGUCAAGACAUACAACGCGGAAAGGCAUCAGCAUGCCGAUCUGACGUGAUCCGAUCGCCCACCCAUCCCAUUACCCGCCAAGUUCCUGCUUCCAGAACCCGCCAAUCCCCCCCCCCUGCAUGUAAUACGGCCCAGCCGCAAGACCCUUUCAUCCAUCCUCAACAGCAGCGAAAGAGCACCGCCGCAGCCGUACCUGCGCAUACCGGUGCGAAUUUUCAUGGGAGAAGGGGAAUUACUCGGUGCCAAAACUAUAUAAAAAAAUUAAAAAAACCCCCCAAAAAAACAAAUACAAAUACAAAAUAUGAAACGGAUGAUCCUUCUACCCCUUUUCCAAACAAAGAAUCGGGCCAGCCUCAUCACGAGAGGAGUGAGGUGCUAUCAUACGAAAUACCGGUGAUAAU
This is a messenger RNA of Tuber aestivum (summer truffle), 2622 nucleotides long. NCBI's taxonomy places the organism in Eukaryota, Fungi, Ascomycota, Pezizomycetes, Pezizales, Tuberaceae. The record is from the annotation of a GenBank genome assembly.